AUGAGUGGCGGAGUGGAUAUGUCACUGUGCUCUAGAAACCUAGCAUCAGUGAGUAAGGUUAUGUUUGGCGUAUUGGCUGAAAAUCCAAGGACUCCUCCUCCAAUUUACUUGCUAGUUUUGUCAAGAAUGAGUGAUGUGAUUGAAAUUGAGACUUGGGUUCAAGGUGAUGGAAGAAUAGGGACUAGAAGUGAUUGGAUUCUCAAAGAUUAUUCCAAUGGUGAUAUCAAUGGAAGGGCUAAAAGGAAAUUGGUGAUGAUGAAUGAGGAUACUAAAAGAAUACAAAAAGUCAUUGAUGAUGUCAAAGAAGAAUACUUAUUUCGAGUUUUUGGCUUCCACUCCAUACUAGCAUUUCCUGAAGAGAAUAGUUAUAGUUUGAAGAAAAUAACAAAACUUGAAGAUCCUGUUGAAUAUUCAAGACUAGGACUUGUGAGCAUUCCAACAGAAAUCGUUGACAUCAGCUAUUACUUUGGAUUACAGACGUGA
Molecule: messenger RNA, 483 nt
Organism: Lactuca saligna
Lineage: Eukaryota; Viridiplantae; Streptophyta; Magnoliopsida; Asterales; Asteraceae
Source: the annotation of a GenBank genome assembly